Molecule: messenger RNA, 1593 nt
Organism: Microcebus murinus (gray mouse lemur)
Lineage: Eukaryota; Metazoa; Chordata; Mammalia; Primates; Cheirogaleidae
Source: RefSeq, a predicted model, not a curated record
CGGGGCGGGUCGGACAUUGUGCAUUUGAAGCAAGCUCCUGCAGGACCUGGAGCCGAGCAGGCGCUCAGCGCAAGCACAGGUGGCGACCCUGAGUGUGCCCGGGGAGCCUUAAGAACGCCGCCACCUGGGCCUGCCCCAGCAGCCUCGCUGCUCUGGGGUGCGGCCCGGGCUGAGGGGCUCUCAAAGCUCCCCGACGAUGACUGCCUCGGGCUGGGAAGGGACGGACCGCUACCACCGCCACCUGCCCUUGAGGGACGUGGAGCGGCUCUGUCCCAGAUUUUCCGCCGUGCGGACAAAAAUGAUGACGGGAAGCUGUCCUUGGAGGAAUUCCAGCUCUUCUUUGCAGAUGGCGUCCUCAACGAGAAAGAACUGGAGGAUCUCUUUCACACGAUCGACUCUGACAACACCAACCAUGUGGACACCAAGGAGCUGUGUGAUUACUUCGUGGAGCACAUGGGGGACUAUGAGGACGUCUUGGCCUCCCUGGAGACCCUGAAUCACUCUGUCCUGAAGGCCAUGGGCUACACCAAGAAGGUGUACGAGGGCGGCAGCCACGUGGACCAGUUCGUGACCCGCUUCCUGCUGAAGGAGACGGCCACCCAGAUCCAGUCGCUGCUGAGCUCCGUGGAGAGCGCGGUAGAGGCCAUCGAGGAGCAGACCUGCCAGAUCCGGCAGAACCACGGCAAGCCCAGCCACGGCGCCACGGAGACCUGGUAUGGGAGCCCCACGCCCCCCUACGCCGCCAACCACAAGCUCAUGGCCACGGAGCCAGGGAAGAGCCUUCCGUCUGUCACCGAGGACUCGAAGGAGGAGGGCCUGGAAGCCCAGAUCAGCCGGCUGGCGGAGCUGAUUGGCAGGCUGGAGAACAAGGCACUCUGGUUUGACCUGCAGCAGCGCCUCUCGGACGACGAGGGCACCAACAUGCACCUGCAGCUGGUCCGGCAGGAGCUGGCCGUGUGCCCCGAGCAGCUGAGCGAGUUCCUGGACUCCCUGCGCCAGUACCUGCGCGGCACGGCCGGAGCGGGGACCUGCUUCCACAUUGCCGCGGUGCGGCUGGCCGACGGCUUCACCUUCGUCAUCUACGAGUUCUGGGAGACGGAGGAGGAGUGGAAGAGGCACCUGCAGAGCCCCGUGUGCAAGGCGUUCCGGCACGUCAAGGUGGACACGCUGAGCCAGCCCGAGGCCCUGUCCAGGAUCUCCGUGCCAGCCGUGUGGUGCACCGUCGGCCGAGACUGACCGCCUGCCUGCGGCCGGGUCCGCCCCUCCUCUUGUGAAGGACAUCCCCUUUUCUAGAAACUUUGGAACACGAGCUGUCUUCUCUCUUCUCAACACGAAUGUACGUCCCUGCUGUGUGAAGUGGAGGAGGAACCCCGCUCCCCCCAGUGAGUGGCCACGCACACCCAGCCACCUCCCUCGUAGUCUGAUGGCUGAGGCCACCUCUGUCCUCCCCUCGUUGACAUUUCUCCACCUGGUAGGAGCCGUGACCCCGUAGCGCCCAACCUAGGCCAGUCCCGCGUCUGUGGCAGUAGCGCCACCGUAGGCAGCCAGUGUCUGCUGGGCACAGGCACCAAAUAAACUGUGGUUGGAAACAUC